Molecule: messenger RNA, 540 nt
Organism: Macrosiphum euphorbiae (potato aphid)
Lineage: Eukaryota; Metazoa; Arthropoda; Insecta; Hemiptera; Aphididae
Source: the annotation of a GenBank genome assembly
AUGCCCAGAAACGUAGAGAUCAAAGCUCGCGUUGAAGACUUGGAGGCCGUCAAACAGCGCAUAUUAGCGUUGCGGUCGAACGCUGCUUAUGACGUCUGCCCGGAUCCCACGGUCAUGAGACAAAAAGACUCGUUUUUCAAUUUACCAGCCGGUAGAUGUGGCAAAUUGAAACUCAGACAAAUGGGUCUUUUUAAUGAGUUAAUUUAUUAUGACCGCGAGGAAAGCACUGGACCAAAGUUAAGCUCUUAUAAUAAAUGUCAAGUAAGCGAAGAUGUAGAAAAAGUACUGACAAAUGCUUUGGGUGCGUGGGGAGUCGUGAAUAAAGAAAGAAGUUUGGUCAUGGUUGGCCAAACAAGAGUGCAUUUCGAUAGGGUUGAUGGUCUUGGGGAUUUUGUAGAACUGGAGGUAGUUUUGAGCGAUAGCCAAACAGUUGAGGAUGGACAAUCAAUUGCAGAAGACCUGAUGUCUCAUAUGGGAAUUGAAUUAAAAGACUUGAUAUCUGUGGCAUAUGUAAACAUGCUUGUUCAAAAUAAAUCAUAA